This is a messenger RNA of Peronospora matthiolae, 186 nucleotides long. NCBI's taxonomy places the organism in Eukaryota, Oomycota, Peronosporomycetes, Peronosporales, Peronosporaceae. The record is from the annotation of a GenBank genome assembly.
AUGGAAAGCGAUUCGCUCGGUGGUAGCAGAUACUUGCUACUGAUCGUAGACGAGGCCAGUGGAUGUAUGAAGAAAUUUUGUUUACGAGUGAAGUCCGAGAGUGAAGACUACAUCUGGAAGUACAUCACCAUGGUACAGACGCAGUUCAGUACGAAGGUCAAUUUCGUGGGAGCCGACGGAGCCUGA